CGACGCCGACGACGCUGCCGCCGCCGCUGCUGCUGCUGGUUUCAGGAAGCGGAAGCAGGAAUGUCGGAGUGAAGUGAAGUUGAGAAAAGUUUGGAGAUAAGACCAAAGAAGUUUCUUUUUCGAGGGGGUGGGUCCGCCGAGACACAAACUGCGGAGCAACAUGUCGGUUUGUUACCUGUUGCUGAUGUUACUGUAGCCUUGUCAGUCUUCUCUGACUGGCUGAGCCCGACCGGACACCCCAGACUGGCGGACGAGGAGAGUGGAGCUCUGGAAAUGGACACCAGUGCUGCUGCAGAUCCCAGAGUGCAGUCAGACUGCAACAUAGCCUGUCUGCGGCGUCGGGCCUGGGCCCAGAGCAGAGACUCCGUCUGGGCUGAAUCGGAACCGGAGAGCUGUGGCCCCCAGGGGCCCCAACAGAGCCGGAGUGGCGGGGAUGUGCAGAGACCCUCAGAAGAACCAGGGCGAGUUCCCAACAAGAUCACAAGCUGGCUGAUUGAAUGCAGGACUCCCCUUGGAGCCUCUCUAGAUGACCGGAGCGCUUCUCCGAGCAGAGGAGCGCCGAGGAACGGCUGCAGCUUCGAAGAUGACCUUUCACUGGGAGCUGAAGCCAACCACCUUCAUUCCAGUAACAAUAAAACUGAUUCCUGUUUUGGUCUUGCGGCUGAGCAGAAGAGGAGUCAGUAUAAAGAGAAAGGAAGAAGUAUGAACUCCACUGGAUCUGGGAAGAGCAGCACUGUGUCCAGUGUGUCGGAGCUGCUGGACCUGUACGAGGAGGACCCCGAAGAGAUCCUGCUGAAUCUCGGUUUUGGUCGCGAGGAACCCGACCUGUCCGCGAAGGUUCCCACCAGGUUCUUCAACAACACCUCCUCAGCGCGAGGCAUCGACAUCAAGGUCUACCUGGGAGCCCAGAUGCAGCGUAUGGAGCUGGAGAACCCCAACUACGCUUUGACUAGUCGGUUCCGUCAGAUCGAGGUGUUAACCACAGUAGCUAACGAGUUCUUCCAGCUCUACAGUCAGGUCUCUGGUCAACCUGUCGAACGCAUCAACUCCAGGGACGGAGGAGGAGAAGUAGGAGGAAGAGGAGGUGGCGACGAGUCGACUCCCGUUCUGAAGAGGAGCAACUCGGCCCUGAACGUCGCCAAGCUCCUCAAGAAAACCAUCAGCAAACACAACCUGCUCGCGGCCGCCUCCGAGUCGCCUGAAGCGCAAACACCUAAUCAACAAACGCGGCUGAACGGACACACCCCCUCUGAUCACACGCUACACACUAACGGUCAGGCACACGCGGCUCCAGAGCAGGAAAGCUGCAGCACCGACCCUGACCACCAGGCGGACGCAGUCGGACCGAAACACCAAGAAAGUCCGCAGAAACCGUCUUUCCGCAAGAAAGAGACCUGCGCCUUGGCAACGGUUACCGAGGAAACCAACGGGGAUGGUGAGACGGAUUGGCUGACAGACGACAGUCCUGAGCAGAGCGGCACCGGCGGAUCAGCAGCCAAUAGAGAGCAUCAGCCAGAGUCAUCUGAUCUUCAGUCUGCCAAUCAGCGAGCAGACGAGGCAACUCAGGUGGUCAAAGAGGAGAAGAGCCUGACCUCAACCCCGGUGAAGGUUCCUCCCUCCCUGGUCCCACCUCAGCUGGCGCAGCUCCGCACUGAGAACGCAGACUCCUUCGAUAUGGAGGAGAUCCAGAGUAACGAGGACGAGGGUCUGCCAUCCAGAACUUCCAGAGACGCUGAUCUGUUGAGGACUGUCAGUCAGCAGUCGGACAGCAGUGGUUUUGCUGAGGAGCCCUCGGCCGACUCCAACAGCUACCUCAAGGUGCAGGAAAGUAGCGACAGCUGUGACAGUGAGACCACCGUGACAUCGCACCCGUCACAAGAUGUGGCCACGCCCCUCGCACUGGACCAGCCGGCGUUCGAUUUGCCAGAUGUCAGUGAGGAAGCACCAGGGCCCGGUGUUGCCGGGGAGGCCGACGGGACGGGUAGCUCCAGGAAAGAAGACGAGCCCGACGGGAGUUCAGAGGAGGUUCUGCAGUAUACAUCUCACCAUUUCCCCAGGAACACUCCAACAGCAAUGCAGCAGGAUGAGACCCAGGAUGAGACCCAGGAGGAGGUGGAGGUGCCAGCUGAGGGAGGGGACAGGACUGAUCCAGAACUAGAACCAGAACUAGAACCGGAACCGGAACCUGAGAUUCCCCAUAGCAUGUCUGCAGCAGAACACGAACCACAACACACUCAGAACCAGACCGAGACCGCCACGGACACGGAGCCGCACACAGAGGGAGUGGAAGCUGAGGACAAGGCCCAAGAAGAGCACGCAUCCAUGGACCUUUCUGGUCUUUCCUGUCUCCCUGCUCCGUCCUCUCCGGUCCUCUGCGCUCUGAACCGAGCCAAACAUAACCACCUGAGCAGGGCGGGGCUGCACGUUGACCUCAACCCCAGUGAGAGGCCCCAAACCCUGGGAAGAGGACAAGGAAGACGUCGCUUCCCCAUGCAGAGGUCCUCCUCUCUGCCCUCCUCGCUCCUCUCCCCCUCCAGGGUCGUGUCCUCUGUCAGGAUCCAGUUUGGGCGAGGCGACGCGUCCUGUACCCAGCCCAGGUACUCCUUCAGAUACACCCAGGAGGACGGAGAGGAGGUGGAGGAUGAGGAGGAGGAAGGACAAACAACGUGUUUAUCUACUCUACUCAUAAACCCUGCGUCCAAGUCUGGCUCCAACAAACAACCACCAAGGCUUCCCACAGACACUCUUGUCCCACCGAAACCCAUCCCACGCCACCUGAUGAGGUCAUCCUGCUCCCUGAACUGCUCCAGCCCUCCUCCCGAUUGGUCACCAGGAGGCAGCGCCAACUCCUGGAGCUCCCAGAGCAUCUCCGACCUCUCCUCAAAUCACCAGCUGCCGGGCCACUCCCAACAAAAAAUGACCGCCAACCAAAACCAGCAAAGUUGGAAUCCGGGGCAGACGAUGUUUUCUUAUCCCAGUCCCACAGCUCCAUACAUAAACCCUAGUCCAAGUCCUAGUCCGAGCCUCAAUCUCAGCCAGUACCCCUUCGUUCCCAACCCUCCUUCGCAGUACCCUUCCCAGUUCAAUCCAUACGCCAGUCUCACCAACCUCCAUCACCAGCACAAUCACUCCUUCAACCACCAUUCCAGUCUGACCAGUCUCCACCAGCCUCCAACUUCCACAAUCCCGCGGCAUGGCAGCCUCUCCAGUUUGCAUCGGCCGCAGACUUCCAUAGCUUCUCACCACGCCAGUCUGGAUAACCUGCAUCACGGAACUCCGAUGAUGCACCACCAGGGCUACAACCAUCCAUGUGGUCAUCAGUCACCUUACCACGCUACUCUUGACGGCUCACAGUAUGCCUCGCCCUACCUUGGUUACCAUGGCUACAACACAAACCCACACCAGGCGUUCCCCUACCACGUUGCCCAGGGUCCGCUGUUUGCCCCGGAGCACGGCCUCCACCCGGGUCGUGGUCCUACUCCCCCAGGCUUCCUCCCAGGCCUGGUCUCUGCCUUCGGCCAAGGUCACGGCCUCCACCCGGGGCUCGCCCCUCCUGCCGCUCCAGGUCCCGGACCCAGCCAGGUCCCGUCCAGCACCGAGAUGCAGCUGAGGAGAGUCCUGCACGACAUCAGGGGAACGGUGCAGAGUCUGAGUCAGAACCGAGCCGACACUCCAGACACCUUCAGUGAGCACACAGCAGCUCCGUCCAGCCACCAGUCUUUGGCAGAGUUUCAGCAGAGGAGGCGGAGUCUGAACUUGUUCCGCAGUCAGAUGAUGGAUCUGGAGCUGUCAAUCAUGCGACAGCAAGCCCAGGUCUACAAACACCUGAGUCCCGCCGACAGGUUGGAGGUGGAGCAGCUUCAGUCUCUGAGAUCAGCUGUCAGAGAGGAACUGCAGGAGUUGGAGCAACAGCUGGAAGACAGAUUGACACAACACAGGGGUCUCCAUAGAGACAGUGUUGACAGUCUGUCCACCGCCUCUGCACUUAGAGCCAUGGAGCCGGUGUCGGAUCUCCUCGGAGAGCAGCUCUUCCUCCGAUCAGAGCUCAGCUACGACGACCACACUCCCUCCACCAACCCCUCCUCCCGAUCGUCCAGUCCAGUCCGAGGACGGAGAGGUGAGCCGAGUGAGCAGAGUCAAGGCGUGUACCGGGCGUCGAUCAACAUAACCCCUGCCCCCCCUCCUCGACCCAACACUCAACCAGAGGAAGAGGAGGAGGGAGAGAGGGACGAAGGAGGAGGAGGAGGAGGAGGAGAGGGAGGUGGAGAAGUUGCUGAGGAGGAAGGAGCAGCAGCAGCAGGAGGAGGAGGAGGAGGAAUCAGAGUGGAGAACCUGCAGCAGCUCAUCAGAGAGAUCCGAGAGAGCGUGGCGCAGGAGGUCCGACGGGAGAUCUACAGCGAGCUGCUGGCUGCCGUGUCGCCGCGGCAAUCGCCGCUGCCCACCAGACAACACCCCCUGUAGCCACGGCAACAACAGCAGAGCACCGCCUUCGGCCUUCAGCCCUUAGUUACCACAGCCUGAGCAGCACCACUGUCUUGUCUGUAUCACUGUAUAGCUGAGUAACACUGUCUGUGUGGAACACUAUGUGUCUGUAACACUGUAUGUCUGUAACACUGAUGAUGAGAUCAACGCCUACACGCGAUGAGCCCCGCCCACCUCCCCCGUGGCCCGGCCCUGCUCGGAAUGAGAACGCUGGUCGGUGAGAGGUGGAGGCGGAGGAGCCUCAGACGGGACGAAGAGGGGACGCCUCCCACGGUCUAGUUGCUUUGACUGAGGUGGUCUGAUGCAUGCUGGGAACGCCAGUCUGGACCAGCCUGUUCUCGCCGCCUCCUCUAGCAUCAAUUUUCCUGUGAGCCAUCAGAAAUGUGUUUUUUUUUGUUUUUUUUCCCCCCACACCCUUUAUCCUUUUUCUAAAGUGUAGUGAUCAAAUGCCAGGUCUAAUACUACUACUACUGCCACUAAUACUAUGAAUACAACUGAUAGUACUGCUAACAGUUCUGCUAACAGUACUGCUACCAUCGCCACCACUACUAACCCGGGACCCGAAGGUGUCAUGAUCGAGUUCUUGAGUUGCGGUUGAUCUCAGUUUGGAUCAGGACAUUAGCAGAAUUCAUGUCCUGAGAUUUCUAUUUUCCCGCUUAAUACAGCUUCACUAUAAUAAUAAUAAUAAUAAUAAUAAUAAUAAUAAAAAUCCGUAACUGAAAAAAUAGGGAUUGCUCAAACUGUGGCUAAAUCUGUCUGUGUACAGUAGGACACCGUUUUUCAAUUAUGCACCAACUCAUCAGGGUUAAAUGUAGACGGUCUUGACUCUUCAGAGCAAUUAAACAGUUGGUUCACUCAAAUUAUUUAAAAUAUUUGAUAUUUCCUCUUAACCUUAGUUACAGUUUUUGAACUAACUGCCCGUCAGAUUUCUGUCUACACCUCAAUACAAUACAGAAAGAUUAGAUUUAGUUGGGGUUUUUUGCCGCUUACAGCUUUGAAAGAUGAUAUUUACAAGAUCUCAUGUCUAUAUUAUUCUGAAUAAUCCUCAAACGAGCUGCUCUCAGCGGUUUUCAUAGGAAGUAUUUCUUCAGUAGGUGAAGUUCAAGUGUUGAGUAACAGAGACAUCCUUUUUCUGAGAAUGUUGCUGUUGAAUUUUUCGUAACAGUUUAUAUUUUUUUGUUUAGUUUGUUUUUCCUGUGGAAUCUUCACGAUAAAAUCUACCUGCUAUUUGGCCAGAUUAAUGUUUGUAAUGUGAAGCAGUAGGUGCAUGAUAAUUAAAUUCAGCUCUGUUGUGGCUGUAGGACAGCAAACAGUGAGGCUGAGGUCAGUGAGUUAAACUUACAGCCACAACUCAAUUAUGGAUUCAGCCAUUACUACUGAAAACUAUUAUGUAAAGAGGUAAUGACAGCAUGUAAAUGCACCGAAUUACUGUCUUUUCAAAGUAUUCAUCACAAAAACAGGAUUUGAUUUCAUUAAAAUAUAAAGAUUUAUAACUUCAAAAGUAAUUUUUCAAUGCUAUGAACAACAGAAAUGAAAUCCCAUUUUCUUGAGGUGGAGGCAGUACUCUGAGAGACAGAUAACUAUUUUGUGAUAUUGCAAUAAAACUAUUAGCACGAAGAAAUGCAACCGGAUGCUAAAUAUGUUGUCAGAGCAACGCAUGGGAGAUCACCUUCUCUAAAAUAAUACUAUAAAUGCCUUCAUCGUCUUUUUUAUUUAUCUUUGCACCUGAAACCUUUUAGUUAGAGGUGACAUUCCUUAAUCUUUUUAUCAGUCAGCUGAGUGUCAAACUCGGCUCUUUUAUAUCUGAAAGUUAUUCAUUCCAUGCACAUUUCACCUUAACGCGAGAGGUUUUUAGACGGAUUAUGAUGCUGCAGCUGUCAACAUUCCUUCAUCAUCAUCAUCAUCAGUGUCAUUGUCCAUGCUUCUCUGCUCCUGGCCUCCUUCAAAGUUGAUUCUCAUCACUUCCAUGUUUUGUUCAUUUCAGUUCAUGAAACUCAGUAGGCCUACAAACAUACUGUAUCCUUGUCAGGGUAACUGAAAACAAAAAAAGUUCUCAUACACUGCGUACAGUCGCUGCUAAACCCACAAUGUCUUUCUGUCUAAAGUUCUAUUUCAUAACCUGUAAGCAAGAUACGACAUGUAAAUCAGACGGCGCUGUGGAUUUGUUGGAGGAUGGAUUGUGUUCUGUCCUUGUGGAGCUUGGCUAGCAGUUUCCCCCUGCUUCCAGUCUUUGUGCUAAGCUAGGCUCAACAUGUCCUAUUUUAUUCCUUUUUUCUUUUUCUUUUCAAACUUGUGGCUGUUCCUUUAACAUUGGUUGAAAAUGAGCAGGUCAUUGUGAUGUCAUGAGGUACUGUGGAGGUCAAAGGUUGCCCUGCGGCAGCAGCAGGUUUUGGUAAGUUGCCAUGGUGACAGUGUUGAUGAUGAUGAUGAUGAUGAUGAUUAUGAAGGGAGGGGCUUAGAGAGCGCGCAGCGCAGCCUGAAUUUUAGCGGUGUUAACGCGUUAGCUUCACGCUGUCUGAUGACAAAUCUGUGUGCAAUAAUUUGAACAUACAGCAUAUUCUGAUUACGAAUAUUAUUGUCAACAAUUCAAAUCACUGCUAACAUUUCAGAUGUGAUCACCACUUGAUCAGCACAAACUGUCUACCUGCACGUUGAACACACAUUAAUCUGAAACUUGAUGGUUUUAAUGGGAGAAACUCAAGAUUUUCCUUCUCUUCACAAAGAUUCCACAGGACUGACUCGCUGAACAAUUGAUUACCACUCGUUGAAAAUCCGUUUUUAUUAUUAUUUUCAGCAUUAAGGCCUGUGUUUGUUUGUGUAUUGUUUGUGUCGUCACUCAGAGGUUUCCAGAUGCACAGUCAGUUACGGAAGACUGGAACAUUUCUAGCUGAGGUGAAACAAACCACUUCUUUUUUUGGGAAUUUUCAAUGAUUCUGAAACUUCCACACAGACUCACACUAGAUAUUUUUUGAUAUUAUCCACUGAAAGCUGAACUUUGUGCAUGGACGUCCGUUCUUGAUCAUUGGGAGGAAUUUUAAAGAGAAUUGGACUCAAAAGGUCCAUUGACUUAAACAAUCGGGAGUCAUAAUCAGGAGUGGGUGUUGGCUCAGGAAAUCAAAUAUUGAUUGGACCUUUGAUCUUUGAUUCUCUUGAUCGUUUAUUGAAUGUGUUUUCUAGGAAAAACUUUUUUUUUAAUUUGUCAUAUUUCUCCCAUCACAAACUCUGCUCUGCUGGACAAACACUCACUGUGAGGCUCUUCAUGCUUCUUUUUUUGUUUUCUUUUUUCACCGAUUCUUCACACACACACACACACACACACACACACUUCUAAUUUCACUCUACUGUUUUGACUGUUGGUGUCUAUUAAUUUCUAUCGAUGCCUAUUUCUGUUGUCGCCUAUUAAUAUCGAUGUGUAUUUUGUACCGUUGUCUUGUCAGUGGGAUGCAGGGAGGGAUCACUGUAGAGAUGAGAAUAAUAAAGAUGUAUUUAUUUUCAGUA
Molecule: messenger RNA, 7980 nt
Organism: Scophthalmus maximus (turbot)
Lineage: Eukaryota; Metazoa; Chordata; Actinopteri; Pleuronectiformes; Scophthalmidae
Gene: itprid2
Product: ITPR interacting domain containing 2
Exons: 22
Coding region: 274-4461 (1395 amino acids)
Molecular function (GO): signaling receptor binding
Source: RefSeq, a predicted model, not a curated record